GCGGAGGCAGGACAGUCAUGGCGGCCGUCAUUAGACUUGUCAACAGAAGCACUUUAGGCUCAGUUAUGGGUCCGCAGUACCUGGCGUUUAGCUCCGCAACAAAGACUAGCGUAAAAGCAAGUCGAGCUCUUCCGGAAACGGUGAAAAUAGUGGAGGUGGGACCCAGAGAUGGUCUUCAGAAUGAGAAGACUAUCGUCCCAACAGAGACCAAAAUUCAUUUGAUUGACUUGCUGUCAGAGUCAGGGCUGCGAGUCAUUGAGGCCACCAGCUUUGUGUCACCAAAAUGGGUUCCACAGAUGGCAGACCAGAAAGAGGUGAUGAAGGGGAUUUGUAAGAAACCUGGAGUGUCUUACCCGGUCCUCACCCCCAACCUCAAGGGCUUCCAGGCUGCUGUGAAAGCAGGAGCUUCAGAGGUGGCCAUAUUUGGCGCCGCGUCCGAGCUGUUCAGUAAGAAGAAUAUAAACUGCUCAGUGGACGAGAGCUUACAGCGCUUUGAUGAGGUUGUGAAAGCAGCUAAAGAGGCCGGUGUGCCAGUUAGAGGUUAUGUGUCAUGUGUUCUUGGAUGUCCGUAUGAAGGGAAAGUGGCACCUGAAAAAGUUGCACAUGUAGCUAAGCGUUUAUACUCCAUGGGCUGCUAUGAGAUUUCCCUAGGUGACACCAUUGGAGUGGGGACUCCAGGUAGCAUGAGUGAAAUGCUGGAGGCUGUGAGCAGAGAGGUGCCAGUCGAUGCCCUGGCAGUGCACUGCCAUGAUACCUACGGCCAGGCCCUCGCUAAUAUCCUUGUAGCCUUGCAGAUGGGUAUCAGUGUGGUAGACUCAUCAAUUGCAGGACUUGGCGGCUGUCCAUAUGCCCAGGGGGCCUCUGGGAAUGUUGCUACCGAAGAUGUAGUCUAUAUGCUUCAUGGACUUGGGAUUCAAACAGGAGUGGACCUCUCCAAACUGAUGGAUGCUGGAGCUUUCAUCUGUCGGACCCUCAACAGGAAAUCAAGCUCCAAGGUGGCACAGGCCACCUGCAAACUGUAGGCAGAAGCCAAAACUUUCCCGGACUGUGUACUUCUUCAUAACCACAUAAACCUUCCUCCCACCUUC
This is a messenger RNA of Scomber scombrus (Atlantic mackerel), 1088 nucleotides long. RefSeq names its product 3-hydroxy-3-methylglutaryl-CoA lyase (gene hmgcl). NCBI's taxonomy places the organism in Eukaryota, Metazoa, Chordata, Actinopteri, Scombriformes, Scombridae. The coding region runs from base 18 to 1022 and encodes 334 amino acids. Gene Ontology annotation, biological process: ketone body biosynthetic process; L-leucine catabolic process. The transcript is spliced from 9 exons. Gene Ontology annotation, molecular function: hydroxymethylglutaryl-CoA lyase activity. The record is from RefSeq and is a predicted model, not a curated record.